AUGAGCGAAAUGAAGGCGACACAGCCACAGAUAUCAAUGGAGCAGGCUCAGCAGAAGCAAAUGAAGCAGCAGGAAAAGGAGCAAAUGCGUCAGUCUGUGAUGCAACAGGUGAUGCUGCCAGACGCUCGCGAGCGACUGGCUAGGAUAGCGAUCGUAAAGCCAAAAAAGGCGCGCGCAAUCGAGGAUAUGGUGAUCGAGAUGGCUCAGCGAGGGCAGUUGACGGCCAAGAUCGACGAGGAUAAGCUCAUUGACCUGCUGAACCAAGUAGGCGUCACGGAAGAAAAGCAGCGCACCAAAGUCACAAUUAAGCGACGGACGUACUUUAGUGACGAAGAGGAGGACAACGAUGAUGACGACUUUUAG
Messenger RNA from Peronospora belbahrii, 363 nucleotides. NCBI's taxonomy places the organism in Eukaryota, Oomycota, Peronosporomycetes, Peronosporales, Peronosporaceae. The record is from the annotation of a GenBank genome assembly.